Messenger RNA from Pantherophis guttatus, 1031 nucleotides. It is a transcript of the gene RAB33A, whose product is annotated as RAB33A, member RAS oncogene family. Lineage: Eukaryota; Metazoa; Chordata; Lepidosauria; Squamata; Colubridae. Gene Ontology annotation, molecular function: GTP binding; GTPase activity. The record is from RefSeq and is a predicted model, not a curated record. Gene Ontology annotation, biological process: Rab protein signal transduction.
GCCGCCCUCCGGUCUGAGCUUGCGGGCUGUGGCUCCGCCUUUAAGCCGGGGCUGGGCGCUGGAAGCCGGCUGGAGCCAGAGCAGCCAAUGGCCGAGCGGCCCCAGGGGCGGCUCCCGGCCGGCGAAGCGAGGCUGCACGGGCGGCUGCGGCUCGGGCGGCCCUCGGUGCAGCGGCGCUGCUGAGCCCCGCGCUCCGCAGGGCCUCUCCUUCCUCGGCCCCUUUUUCUCCCAGCCACCGCCCGGCAUGGAGCUGGAAGCCUCGCUGGAGCAGUCGGUGCAGGCGCGCAUCUUCAAGAUCAUCGUCAUCGGGGACUCCAACGUGGGCAAGACCUGCCUGACGGUGCGCUUCUGCGGAGGCACCUUCCCCGCCAGCACCGAGGCCACCAUCGGCGUGGAUUUCAGGGAGAAGGCGGUGGAGAUCGCCGGCGAGCACAUCAAGGUCCAGGUGUGGGACACAGCAGGUCAAGAGAGGUUCCGGAAGAGCAUGGUGGAGCAUUACUACCGCAACGUCCACGCUGUGGUGUUUGUCUACGACGUCACAAAAAUGGCGUCCUUCCUCAACCUGAAAAACUGGAUCGAGGAGUGCAACGGCCACGCCGUCCCGGCUCUCGUCCCCAAAGUGCUCGUGGGAAACAAGUGUGACUUGCGGGAUCAAAUCCAAGUCCCGUCCAGCAUGGCCCUGAAAUUCGCCGAUGCUCACAAUAUGCUUUUGUUUGAAACCUCUGCCAAGGACCCCAAAGAGAGUCAAAACGUGGAGUCUAUUUUUAUGUGUCUGGCCUGCCGGCUGAAGGCCCAUAAGUCUCUGCUCUAUAGGGACAUGGAGAGGCAAGGGAAGGGACAGAAAAUAGAGCUGGCGCCGGCCUCUGGCAAUAGGAACGCCUGUCCUUGCUGAAGGGCAGUCUGGACUGUUGAACCGGGAGUGGUGGGGAGGGGCCGGGCAGGUGGUUUUGUGUGCCUCAAUAAACUGAAUCAACGUUGCUCGUUUCCAGUGAAUUCCAUGUUCAAUUAAUAAUAAACAUUUGUAUGGCUCA